AUGGCCGACCCCCAGCAAUUUCCUCACCCCGGCAGGAAUCGUGGUUUCAGUAUCAAAUCUGAAAAAUCAAGACGUUCAGACACCUCUGGUCACAAAAGUCAGCUCUCCGAGUCAUCGCAGGAUAAGGCAAGGCGCAAUCUACACACAAAAGCAGACCCGCUCGUCGCCAUGAACGAACUACAACCCAUGGCCGUCGCCUUGGAAAAGUCCAAUCUGGGUUCCUUGAGAGAAAUGCAGCAUAAGGAUCAAUUCGGAAAUAUUAUCACUGAUCCCGACUGGUCAAACCCCACACGACCGCGCUUCGAACGUCCUCUGGAUACAAUUCGAUCCUUUGAAAACGCCAUCUACGGCACAUACAGUGCGACCCGCCGGGCAUCUUAUGCCCGAACUGAUGACGCUGCCUCACAAAUGGGCGAUUAUAGCAGACGAACAAGCUAUUACGGUCCCAAUAACGGACAACAGGUCAACCGAGGCCAAUUCACCGACCAUUACGGUCGCAGCAACCCUUCGCGACCUGACAGUUUCGUCGACGGGUAUGCGGGCGGCCAAGAGAACCAGGCCCGCCGACCACGUCCCCAGCGUAGACCGGUCGAGCAGAGUCCGUACGGCCAUCAACAGCGAUCGCAGGAUAAUGUCGCCGCUUUGAACGGCGCUUCAGGCUCCAACAAUCCCUAUGAUAGCUCUAUGGACAAGUUGCAGCAACACGCCAUGCAGCAGAGUCGCAUGGAUGAGCACAACCAGACUGAAUAUGGAGUCAACGAUUUCAGCGCCGGCCCCAACAUGAGCGAGGGAAUUCGUUCACCGGCGCCAAGUGGACCGCCUAAAUUCGGCGCCCCGGCUACAAACAACCUGCUCAAAAAGGGCGGGGGUAAAGAAGACAAGAAGAGCAAGAGCUGGCUGAAGCGCCGGUUCAGCAAGAACUAG
Messenger RNA from Penicillium taxi, 924 nucleotides. RefSeq names its product DUF2406 domain-containing protein. The record is from RefSeq and is a predicted model, not a curated record. NCBI's taxonomy places the organism in Eukaryota, Fungi, Ascomycota, Eurotiomycetes, Eurotiales, Aspergillaceae. The transcript has 5 exons. The coding region runs from base 1 to 924 and encodes 307 amino acids.